Molecule: messenger RNA, 2508 nt
Organism: Microdochium trichocladiopsis
Lineage: Eukaryota; Fungi; Ascomycota; Sordariomycetes; Xylariales; Microdochiaceae
Product: fungal-specific transcription factor domain-containing protein
Exons: 5
Coding region: 1-2508 (835 amino acids)
Biological process (GO): positive regulation of transcription by RNA polymerase II; DNA-templated transcription
Cellular component (GO): nucleus
Molecular function (GO): sequence-specific DNA binding; zinc ion binding; DNA-binding transcription factor activity, RNA polymerase II-specific
Source: RefSeq, a predicted model, not a curated record
AUGGCCUCGUCGGCCGGAGCUGCUGUCUCCGCCGGCCCAGCUGCUGCCAGCAGCAGCAAAAGCAGGACACAGGGCGGUGCCGACACCUCUCACCCCUCCGCUGCUGCUGCCGCCGCCCGUCGCCGCCGCCGCAUUGGCAAGGCCUGCGACGACUGCCGCCGCCGCAAGAUCAAGUGCGACGGCAACAACCCCUGCUCCGGCUGUGCCGAGUUCUCGUCCCCGUGUACCUAUACCGCGCUGCCCAGGCGGGACGACCUGGUCCAGCACGGCCAGCUCCAGGUUCUCCAGCAGAAGCUGCAGGCAGCCGAGUCCCUCCUGGCCAAGCUGCUGCGCCGUCCUGGUCCUCCGCUUGCAACUCCAGCCGAGCAGCUAGCGCUCAGUGCGGACACGAGGACGGCCGGCUCGUCAGCGGCCCAGACGCCCGCCAGCACCGCCUCCUCCCCUCAGACUGCCGACAAGGCCGCAGAGGACGCCCGCAACAUCUCGCUGUUCCAGGACUUUGCUCAGCUCAACCUGGUCGACGAUGGCGGCGAGUCCGACUUCUAUGGGCUUUCGUCCAGCGCCGCCUUCCUCAGCCGCAUCACCCAGGAGCUCCCCGAGCUCACCCGCUACGACUCUCGCAUCCCCUUCCUGCCUCACGCGUCCCUGCCUUCGAUAGCCUGGACGCCGGCCUUGGCUGGAGUGCCGUGGCAGUCCUCGUAUGACCACUCCAGACUCCCGGACCGUGAGACCGCCCGUGUCCUGUGCCAAUAUGCAUUCGACUGUGGCUCCUGCCUCCUGCGCACUGUCCACGUCCCCUCGUUCUUUGCCAUGUUUGACAAGCUCUAUCAGACACGGCCGUCCAUCUACACAACUGCAGAGCGGCGCUUUGUGGGCCUACUCUUUGCGGUCAUGGCCCUUGGGGCCAUGUACGACAUUGACGAGAACGACCCGACCAAUCCAGACCACUACGAGGAGGGCAUGGAACAAGGGUACAAAUAUUACAUCUCUGCUCGCAUGUUCCUGCAAGAUUUCCACGAGUGCCGGAACAUCAUGACGUUGCAGGCCAUUGUCUUCAUCAUUCAGUUCCUGCAAGCAACUGGCAACCUGGGCGGUUGCUAUACCUUGGUAGGCGUCGCCCUACGCUCUGCCCUGCGGAUGGGCCUGCACAGAAAUCUUCCCCCAGGGUCCUUGACUCCAAUCGAAACGGAGACAAGGCGCCGGCUGUUCUACACAAUCCGGCAAAUGGACAUAUACCUGUCUACCACCCUUGGCCUCCCGAUUCUCCUUCAAGACAAGGAUAUUGAUCAGCAGCUACCAACGGAAGUCGAUGACGAGUAUAUCACUGACACACACGUUGCACGGCCUCCACCAGGGUCAUCGUCCGUAUUCCAAGCUUUCAACGCUCACACCAGACUAAUGAAGAUCCUCGCCCAAAUCCUCGAGCACGUCUACCCGCCCCAGAAUGCUGCGGGCGAGGUAGAAAAUGCAACCUACAGCAUCAACUACGCACGCAUCCGGGAGAUUGAACACGCGUUGCACGAGUGGCAAAGGCAGCUGCCGUCCAGUUGGCAUCCAGGGCAGGAUGAUGACGAUCAGCGAGCAAGGAUCAAAAUCCUUCUCCGCUUCGCCUUUGCCCAUGUACAGAUGAUGCUAUACCGCCCCUUCCUGCACCACCUACCGCGCACUUCCCCUGGCAUGCCUGCUGUUGAUAGCCGUGUAUAUGCACUAGCCGCAGCUGGCAUCCAUGUCUGUCGAAAUAUUGUGCAUAUCGGUCUCGAGAUCAAGAAGCGCGCUGCUCUGCUGGGUCCAUACUGGUUCAACACGUACACGCAAUUCACUGCGGUGCUUUGUCUCGUCAUCUACAUCCUCAACAACCCUCAAGCGCCGACUCUACCCGCCAUUCUGGCGGAUGCGCAGAUGGGUAAAGAUGGCAUCUCGAGCUUCACGCAGAAGAGUCUCGCUGCAGACCGCAUUACGGCUGCCCUCGAUGCUCUUUUCAAACAGCUUCCCAGUCGCAUGUCUCUCCACGGGUCCCCCGCUAACUCUGCCGACGCCGAGCAGUGGUCUCUUGACCGACCACCAUCUCAAGGUCAUGCCCGAGGAGACUUUGCCAGCAACUCGGCACCAAUGACGCCGUUCCAAGCGGAUCAGUCAUGGCCUCUCAGUCUCACGGAAGUGUCCAUGCCCACACAAGACCAAGGAAUGCCACGCCCUGCGGCGACAGCACGACCCCAUCGGGCGUCGGGCUCACACUACAAUAUGCCUCAUGGCCGACAUCACGGCCUGCUAUUCCCUCAAGAAGAUCCGUUCGCAUACCCUGUGCCGUUGAGCUCCGGCACAAUGAGCAGCCAGUUCGCGCCCCUGGUCGACGAUCCCAUGCAGGACAUCAUGCACUUCCCCGUCUUUGACGCAUAUGGCGACAUGGGAAGCCACGUGUUUGAGCCAGAGGUGCACUUCCCGUUUGUGCCAACUUCUGUGCCUCCAGAUACCUCGGGAAUGGGCUUUACGGGGGGUGGUCAGCCAUGA